Messenger RNA from Bombina bombina (fire-bellied toad), 2363 nucleotides. RefSeq names its product tumor necrosis factor receptor superfamily member 1A. Gene Ontology annotation, molecular function: tumor necrosis factor binding; tumor necrosis factor receptor activity. Gene Ontology annotation, cellular component: mitochondrion; signaling receptor complex; membrane raft. The record is from RefSeq and is a predicted model, not a curated record. Gene Ontology annotation, biological process: inflammatory response; signal transduction. Lineage: Eukaryota; Metazoa; Chordata; Amphibia; Anura; Bombinatoridae.
GUGCAGGAUACAACGACACAGUUUGCAACUGUUUUCACGGUUUCUUCUUUGAUGGCAAAAUUAAGGAGUGUCGCUCUUGUGAAAAUUGUGACCAUAUAUCUUGUCGUCCUCAUUGUCCUUCUGCAGUUAUAAAACCAGAUGAGGCAGGGCAAGAUGCUGUUGUCCUUGCACUGGUUGUAUUUGUCGUUAGUCUUGUGAUUGGUAUUGUGUCUUAUUUUGUAUGGAGAAAAUAUCGCAAGAGACACUCAACAUCUACUACAGAAUCAGGGCUUUCAGCAGCAGAAGCGCUCCCAAUUAUAUAUUCCCACGGAAUGGAACCCACAGACAAGACAAACCUAUACCAAAUGACACCUGAGGGAUUUGCUAAUGAGUACAGUGUGCCAUCGUCUACCCUUCUUCCACUACCAGACGUCACACCAGCACCUCAAGCUCAGAAGUUACAGAAUUCAGAAGUUUAUACUCUCAUAAACAGCAUCCCGUUGAACCGCUGGAAGGAGUUUGUCAGACGCUUAGGCCUGACUGAUUAUGAUAUUGACAUUUCUGAGCAAGAGAAUAAACGUAUCCAAGACGCUCAGUAUGCCAUGCUUCGUAUCUGGAUGGAUCGAGUGGGUGCCAUGAGGGCCACAAAAGAUGCAAUCUGCAGAGUGUUGAGAGAUAUGGAAUUGGGAGGGUGUAUAGAAAGAAUUCAGGAAUCCCUGUGAUAGCUGUACCCAGAUAUAGACCAAGGUCUACCAAAUGUACAAUAAUCGUUAUCUUAAAAACAAAUAUGUAAGUGUAAUGCCAUAAAGAGAUUGGGAACCUCUAAGUCUCAGCGUUUAGAACGAGCAAGUUAUCAUUUUGGCAGAAGCAUAGUACAAAACAUGAUGGAGAGACGUAGAUUUUACUGAGCCACCGAAACCAGUAUCUCAUCAACCAUGUCAGUAAAGUUGGGACACCCAGGCCUAACUAUUUGCUUACCAUUUGACCAUGGGCGCUCUUAACUUUAUCAUUUAAGGGACAUUAUACACUAGAUUUUUCUUUGCAUAAAUAUUUUGUAGAUGAUCCAUUUAUAUAGCCUAUACAGGUUUUUUUUAAUAAAAAGGUAUAGUUUUGCUUAUUUUUAAAUAACAUUGCGCUGAUUUUCAGACUCCUAACCAAGCCCACAGUUUUAGAAGAAUACUAACGUAUACCUACUGCAGCUUGCUCCUGUUUAUGUAAAGAGUCUUUUCAUAUGUAGAGGAAGGGAAUAUGUGGGGAGUGUCUUCUCGUUUUGCUAUAGAACCACUUGCAGUGGGCUUUCCAGCUACCUUUUCAACAGAGCUAAACUGGAAGCUUCUAAGUUCCUUUUUAAAAUGGUUUUAUACUGGAUUUUUAUAUCAGUAUCUGUGCAUCUUAUUCUUUAUAGAAGUGUCUAUUACAUGUAGUUAUAUGAAAAUUGGUGUAUACUGUCCCUUUAAGCAAAUUAGUGCCAAGUGUAUUUUCUUUGGAUUUUGGUAAAAGUAUUACAGAUUGGAUUGUAGCUUGUAGAUAAUGAAAUCCCAGUGGUUUAUCAUUUUCCACAUACAUUAUUGAAGUAUUGCUGUUAUUUUCUAUAAGCACAUUCAGUCACAUUUCAUAUGUGCCAUUGCUCUCUAUUUAAAGUUAUUCUCUGUAUAUUGUCACUAUGUCCAUCUACCCGGUAACCCCCAGGGUUAGAACUAACAUUGGUCCAGCCCAUAAAAACCAGCCUAUAUAUAGGCAUAUGCCCAAUGUGUACAAUCCUAAUGCAGGGGAACUUUGUAUUAGUGCAAGUUGCAGGUCCAUCAAUCUAUCCUCAAAAUCAUUAUAUUGAGCAGAAUGUAAUUUAUUACUUUUGUGUUUUAUUGAGUUACCUUUGGGGGGCCUACACAAUCUUACACCAGGGACCUCUGUUGAGUAGGUCUGCUACUGCUCUCAGCUCCUUCCCAAUUCCCUGUUCACUCAUCACACACUUUUCCUAUACUGGUUUCUUGUUAAUUGUAUUAGCACAUUCCUAUCAUUAUUUUUUUUUAAUUCCAUAACAAAUUUCCAUGUCCCUCAUUUGUGAUCUGUUAACACUUACAGAUGUUGUUAACAGCUAUACCCAGUGUUUUAUGGAGGAAGGGAAGCCAUAGCUGUAGCAAGACUGUCCACUGAAGGUUUUAGAUGGCGAAUCUUGUGUUGCUGUUUUUGACAAAUUGUUUUUCAGUAUGUGCAGGUUGGAUGGCUGAUUGAAUCGCUUUGCAUCUUUUUAUAUUAUUAACCUGUUUUUUAGGUGUUGUCUUAUUUGUAAAUCUCUUCAAAAAUUCCUGUCCCAUUGCAGAAUGUGUUAUGGCUGUAUACAUUAAUAUGCUUUAGCAAUAAAUUAUUUUUAUAUGAACCUGCAA